GCGGUGCUGUCGGCGGCACCAUGAGGGUCCCGCUGGGCGCCACCGUCGCGCUCCUGGCGCUGCUCUGCGGGGCGGCUGCAGAACCUAGCACCCCAUUCCACGGAGACACUGCUCACAGCACAGGGUGUGCCCAGGAUCAGGCUGUCCAAGACCGCUUAGAGAUCCUGGAGGAGACAGUGGAGAAGACGGUGGAGCACCUGGAGACAGAAAUGAAGGAUAUUCUGGGCCUGCUGGAGGGAUUGGCUUGGACCCUGCCACCUGCCCUGGCCUCCACCCCAGACCUCCUGGGAGGCAACGGGCAGCUCAGCGAGAAGCACCGCCAGGUCCUCAGCCCCACCCGGAUCUCUAGAUCUGACUUACCGUCAGUGAGCGAGACGAUGGGUACCACCCACAUAAAAGCUCACCAUUGA
Molecule: messenger RNA, 410 nt
Organism: Suncus etruscus (white-toothed pygmy shrew)
Lineage: Eukaryota; Metazoa; Chordata; Mammalia; Eulipotyphla; Soricidae
Gene: PLAC9
Product: placenta associated 9
Exons: 4
Coding region: 21-410 (129 amino acids)
Source: RefSeq, a predicted model, not a curated record